This is a messenger RNA of Ananas comosus (pineapple), 2246 nucleotides long. Its product is annotated as myosin-binding protein 7-like. Lineage: Eukaryota; Viridiplantae; Streptophyta; Magnoliopsida; Poales; Bromeliaceae. The record is from RefSeq and is a predicted model, not a curated record. The coding region runs from base 519 to 1970 and encodes 483 amino acids. The transcript has 3 exons.
GAGAGAAAUUCCAAUAGACACGGAGGAGAGAGAGAGGCCUCCGUGGAGGGAAAGGAAGAGAGAGCGCCUCUUCUUUUCUCCUUUUCUAUCUUUCAUUUUAUUAUCAUUUUCAUUCAUCCCUUUCAUUUAUCCCUCCCGCUCGAUCUCUCUUCUUCCCAAAUCCCCACUACUCCCGCCUCUCCGCGUCCAAUUUCAUCACAAAAUAACCCGGCCCCCCACUCUGCCCCUAAAUUUCGGGGUUCAUUACCGCUAUCUCGCUGGCAGUUCUCCCCUUCCUCCUCCCGUUUAUUGCUCUCUUCCUCCCCUUCCUCGCCUCUCCCCUCAAUCUUCGGCGGACGACGGAGGAGGAGGAGGCGGUCGCAGCUGGAGGCGCAGAAGAGGAGGAGGAGGAGGAGGAGGAGGAGGAAGAAGUGGAUGAGAUCGGCGCAGAUUGUGGUGGCGGAAAUCGAAGGAAAUCGAAGGGCAUAAGUGAGUAUUCCGAUCCUUUUCUCUAUAGUUUGGAUCCGCGCAGGCCCUCCAUGGAUCCCGGGGAGGAACCCCCUCCGUCUCCCCUCCGAAAUGGGGGAACGUGCUCGUGCUCCUGCCUCUGCUGCGGUCCCGGCUCCGUCCCCUCCGAGGGCUCGCGCCACUCCCUGAAGCGAAAGCUGGAGCAGAUGGAGGAGGCGGAGGCAGAGGGUUCGAAGGGAGAUCCCCCCUCAAAUGCAGCGGAGGGCGUGGCGCGGGUGGAGAUCGGGAACGAAGCGGCGGCGCUGCGGGAGGCAGUGGGGAGGCAGCAGCAGUCGAUCCAGGAGCUGUACGCGGAGCUGGAGGCCGAGCGGAACGCAGCGGCAACGGCGGCCAGCGAGGCGAUGUCGAUGAUCCUGCGGCUGCAGCGGGAGAAGGCGGAGGCGCAGAUGGAGGGGCGGCAGUUCAAGCGCUUCGCGGAGGAGAAGAUGGCCCACGACCAGCAGGAGAUCGCCACCCUGGAGGACCUCCUCUUCAAGCGCGACCAGGCCUUGCAGUCCCUCUCCUGCGAGGUUCAGGCCUACAAGCACCGUCUCCUAUCCUAUGGCAUACUCGACCACCCUCUUCCCUCCUCCUCCGAGCCCCAGACCCCCGAGUCCGUGACAGGCGCAGCACACCAAUUCGACCUGGGUUACCCUCCCCUCAGAUGUACUGUCCCCCCAGCCGACGCCGACGCCGACGCCGAUGCCGAUGCCGACCUGGACAAGUACCCUUUUGGGGAGACCCCGCGAGAGCACCUGCAGAAGCUGGAGCAGCGCAUCUGCCAUCUGGAGAGGAUGCCCAGCCACAUCGCUGAGAAGGGGGUGGUUGUGGGCCACUCCCCUCGCCGGCCCAGGCAUCUCAGGAGAUUCUCUGUCGACAGCUUCGGCUCUCCCAGGGGUAUGGAGUACUACAGCAGCACUAACAACAAUAAUAAUAACAAUAGGGGAGAGGAUUUUCCUGUGAUGGUGGACCGAGCCAUGUCUGAAAGGGAUGAUGAAAUGAGCGAUCGUGUGUACACAAUCGAUGCAGUUCACGGGGUGGCUGUCGGGGCAUGUGAUGACUAUGCCACUGGCGGCACGCCCAGGAGGGGGCAUGCGGUGGGUGGUGCGGGAGUUGAGGAGGAAGAGAUACGCAAGCUGUACAUGAGGUUGCAAGCACUCGAAGCCGAUAGGGAGUCAAUGAGGCAGGCCAUCAUUUCCAUGGGCACUGAUAAAGCACAGGUAGUGUUGUUGAGGGAGAUCGCACAGCAGCUUUGUAAGGAGGCCGCACCUGAUAGGAGAGUUGCCAAACGGACGUCUUUUAUCAGAAAUUUCUCCAUUACCUCUGUGAUGAAGUGGAUCUCGUCAGUUGUCUUUUGGAGGAAGAAGUCAUCUCGAAUCAAGUAUCCCUUCGGACUAUCAGGCAACAAUGUCGGCUUACUGCUUCUAUUAGACAAGUCUCCCCGUAUGAGGCAUCGAAGAUUUCUCACAAGAGCACGGGGGUGAUCAGACCACCCCUUAUUUUUUAUUAUUCUGUUGAAUGAGCUUACACCUUCCCCUCUUAAAUGUAAGCUCAUUGAGGUAUAUAAUUUGAAAGCGGAUCAGGCUUUGCAUUGUUGCUCAUGUGAUGCAUUCUUUUGUGGAUAUUGUGGGAUAGCAUAACUGAAGUUUGAGAGUUUCCUUUUCUUGAAUAUCCACAUUUCGUUCUCAUUGAUUGAUUUCAGUUAAAUAUUGUCGUUAUUAAAAGUUGUGAAUGCCAGCAUCCACGUAAGCUGCUGUAAA